Molecule: messenger RNA, 1992 nt
Organism: Cydia amplana
Lineage: Eukaryota; Metazoa; Arthropoda; Insecta; Lepidoptera; Tortricidae
Product: transketolase-like protein 2
Exons: 13
Coding region: 107-1975 (622 amino acids)
Molecular function (GO): transketolase activity; thiamine pyrophosphate binding
Source: RefSeq, a predicted model, not a curated record
ACGUCAAUUUUUGACACUUCUCGGUUGAAGCGCGCGGCGGGUGGUCAAACGCCUGGUGUAACAACGUGGUGUCUUAUAUCCUGUGAUAAACAUUCCUAAAUCCAAAAUGAAGGGGGACAAGAACGUAGACGUCCAGGCUCUUAAGGACAUCGCCAACAAGCUCAGAAUCGACAGCAUAGUCGCCACAAAUGCGUCUAAGUCCGGACAUCCGACAUCAUGCGCUUCAAUGGCAGAAAUCAUGUCUGUCCUGUUCUUCCACACCAUGCGCUACAAGAUCUCCGCGCCCAGGGACCCCUCCGCCGACCGCUUCAUUCUUUCCAAGGGUCACGCCGCUCCCAUCCUAUACGCCGCGUGGGCUGAGGCCGGCCUCUUCCCCGUGGAGGACCUCAAGAACCUCCGCAAGAUCGACAACGACCUCGAGGGCCACCCCACGCCCCGCCUCAACUUCGUGGACGUGGGCACUGGCUCGCUCGGCCAGGGCCUGGCCGUGGCCGCCGGCAUGGCCUACGUGGGGAAGUACUUCGACCAGACGCCCUACAGGGUGUACUGCCUGGUGGGAGACGGCGAGGCCGCUGAGGGCAGCAUCUGGGAGUCGCUGCACUUCGCCAGCCACUACAAGCUAGACAACCUGGUGGUCAUCUUCGACGUCAAUCGACUCGGCCAGUCGGAACCCACCUCGCUGCAGCAUCACGUGGAAGUAUACGACGCUCGGCUGAAGUCGUUCGGCUUCCACUCGCUAGUUGUCGACGGGCACGACGUGACCGAGCUGGUGAAGGCCUUCGACGAGGCCGCGACCGUCUCCGGCAAGCCCACGGCGCUCGUCGCCAAGACCUUCAAGGGCAAGGGCUUCCCCGGCAUCGAGGAUCUCGAGAACUGGCAUGGAAAGGCUCUUGGCGCUGAUGGCGAGAAGGUCAUCAAGCACCUGCAGUCGCAGAUCAAGAACAACACAAUCUCGCUGAAGCCCAAGGCGCCGCUAGCGGAGGCGCCGCGCGUCCACAUCGGCGACAUCACGCUGUCGUCUCCGCCCGCGUACAAACAGGGCGAGCAGGUCGCCACCCGCCUCGCUUAUGGCACCGCGCUCAAGAAGAUCGCCGACACCAACCUGAGAGUAAUUGCUCUCGACGGUGACACUAAGAACUCGACCUUCAGUGACAAACUUCGCAACGCGUACCCUGAGAGAUACAUCGAGUGCUUCAUCGCGGAGCAGAACCUGGUGGGCGUGGCCACCGGUGCCGCCUGCCGCGACCGCACCGUCGCUUUCGUCUCCACUUUCGCUGCCUUCUUCACCAGGACCUUCGACCAGAUCCGCAUGGGCGCCAUCAGCCAGAGCAACAUCAACCUGGUGGGCUCGCACUGCGGCGUCAGCAUCGGCGAGGACGGGCCCUCGCAGAUGGGGCUCGAGGACCUGGCGCUGUUCCGCGCCGUGCCAACCGCCACCGUCUUCUACCCCUCUGACGCCGUGUCGACGGAGCGCGCCGUGGAGCUGGCCGCCAACACCAAGGGCAUCUGCUACAUCCGCACCUCCCGCCCCAACACCACCAUGCUCUACCCCAACGACGAGGUCUUCAAGGUCGGACAAGCUAAGGUCGUCCGUCAGUCUCCCAAGGACCAGGUUCUGCUGAUCGGCGCCGGCAUCACGCUGCACGAGUCCGUCGCCGCCGCGGAGGCGCUCAAGGCUGAAGGCAUCAACGCCCGCGUGCUGGACCCGUUUACCAUCAAGCCGCUGGACGAAGCGGCCGUGCUGGACAACGCGCGCGCCUGCGGCGGCCGUAUCGUCGUCGUGGAAGACCACUAUCAAGCCGGAGGCAUUGGGGAAGCGGUGCUGUCGGCGGUGGCGCUGCAGCGCGACGUGGUGGUGAAGCACGUGUUCGUAGCCAAGGUGCCGCGCUCCGGGCCGCCCGCCGCGCUGCUCGACAAGUACGGCAUCUCCGCGCCGCACAUCGCCAGCGCCGCCAAGGCCGUGCUCAAGGCCUAGGCGAGCCCCCCCCCCCC